This is a messenger RNA of Cordyceps fumosorosea ARSEF 2679, 162 nucleotides long. Its product is annotated as Mitochondrial outer membrane translocase complex, subunitt Tom7. Lineage: Eukaryota; Fungi; Ascomycota; Sordariomycetes; Hypocreales; Cordycipitaceae. The record is from RefSeq and is a predicted model, not a curated record. Gene Ontology annotation, biological process: protein insertion into mitochondrial outer membrane; protein import into mitochondrial matrix. Gene Ontology annotation, cellular component: mitochondrial outer membrane translocase complex; mitochondrial outer membrane. The transcript has 5 exons. The coding region runs from base 1 to 162 and encodes 53 amino acids.
AUGUUCACCCUAUCUGAAGAGUCCAAGGAGCGCAUUGGCAAGCUCAUUGAUAUUUCCCGCGUCGCUGUUCACUAUGGCUACCUCCCCUUGAUUCUCUACCUCGGCUACACCCGCAGCGACCCCAAGCCCUCUUUGAUCCGCCUCAUCUCUCCCCUCUCCUAA